Molecule: messenger RNA, 870 nt
Organism: Microstroma glucosiphilum
Lineage: Eukaryota; Fungi; Basidiomycota; Exobasidiomycetes; Microstromatales; Microstromataceae
Exons: 3
Coding region: 150-698 (182 amino acids)
Cellular component (GO): cytosol; mitochondrion
Molecular function (GO): deaminase activity
Source: RefSeq, a predicted model, not a curated record
UGCUUUCUUCCUACGCCUCUUCUCCAUCUGCCUUUACAUCUCUUUACAACCACUGCCUCUUCCCAAAGGUGAGUAUCGAUGGUCAGCAGAGUGCAUUGCUCGUAGUGCUUGAUGUCCUUCCCACGCUUGUCCCUGACCCACGCAGCUCCAUGCUCUUCACCCGCUUUCCCUGCCGCGUCUCUUCUUCCCUUCGCCCCGUUCUCUCGCACGACGCCUUUCAUCCACACCACUUUGCCCUCGCACCUCGCCCUCAUCUUCGGCCUGCAAGUCUUCGUCAUAUCAGCUUCACACCAGCAAUCAUGAGCUCUGCCACUCCUUACCAGAUCGUCAGCACCGACAAGGCUCCGGCCGCCAUUGGAGCCUACAGCCAGGCUACUGUCCACAAUGGAGUCAUCUACUGCUCCGGCUCUGUGCCCUUCGACCCCAAGACGAUGGAGCUGGUCAAGGGAGAGAUCGAGGCCGAGGUGACUCAGGCCAUGCAGAACAUGCUGGCCAUCGUCGCAGCUGCUGGAGGAGACAAGGGCUCCAUCCUCAAGACGACUGUCUUUGUCAAGGACAUCGGUCUGUUUGGCAGGAUCAACGCCGUCUACGAGCAGAUCCUCUCGCCCUACAAGCCCGCCCGUUCGCUGGUUGAGGCUGCCAGGCUACCAAGAGACGUCAACUUUGAGAUUGAGUGCAUCGCUGCUGUCAAGGCCUGAUUGGCCCCUGUAGCCGCUCUCCCUCUUCUUUUCUUCCCUCCCCUUCUUAUCGCCCAAGAAGUGGUACCGGCGAUAUCCGCGUCGGGGUGGAAUCAAAACUCAGCCUCGGCUCUGACGCCUGGCUUGUCUCCGCCAAGAGUGACACCGAGGGCUGAUUAUCAUUAUCGUGAAU